AUGAAACUAGUCACCUUUUUGAUGAAAUUAACGAACGAAAAUGUUACAAUAGAAUUAAAGAACGGCACUCUUGUAACAGGAAUAAUAACAGGAGUAGAUAUUAAAAUGAAUACACAUAUGAAGAAUGUUAAAGUCGUAAUUAAGAACAAAAAUGUUGGUGAAUAUAACGUUAAUACAAAACAGUUUUUAUCCCUGGAACAUGUAACUAUCAGAGGAAAUAAUAUACGUUAUUUUAUUUUGUCCGAUAGCUUACCAUUGGACACAUUACUAGUAGAUGAUACACCGAAACAGAAGUUGUCAAAGGACAAAGGAUUUGCAAACAAGGACAAGGUUAAGAUUGGAAAGGGAAGAGGACGCGGUCGGAAAAUUAUGAAAAGGUAG
Molecule: messenger RNA, 381 nt
Organism: Plasmodium gonderi
Lineage: Eukaryota; Apicomplexa; Aconoidasida; Haemosporida; Plasmodiidae
Product: small nuclear ribonucleoprotein Sm D1
Exons: 1
Coding region: 1-381 (126 amino acids)
Biological process (GO): spliceosomal snRNP assembly; RNA processing
Cellular component (GO): U12-type spliceosomal complex; U5 snRNP; U2 snRNP
Molecular function (GO): RNA binding
Source: RefSeq, a predicted model, not a curated record